Molecule: messenger RNA, 747 nt
Organism: Pipistrellus nathusii (Nathusius's pipistrelle)
Lineage: Eukaryota; Metazoa; Chordata; Mammalia; Chiroptera; Vespertilionidae
Source: the annotation of a GenBank genome assembly
AUGAGCUACGACCGCGCCAUCACCGUCUUCUCGCCCGACGGCCACCUCUUCCAAGUGGAGUACGCGCAGGAGGCCGUGAAGAAGGGCUCCACCGCGGUUGGCGUUCGAGGAAAAGACAUUGUUGUUCUUGGUGUGGAAAAGAAGUCGGUGGCCAAACUGCAGGAUGAGAGGACAGUGCGGAAGAUCUGUGCCCUGGACGACAACGUCUGCAUGGCAUUCGCAGGCCUUACCGCCGACGCAAGGAUAGUCAUCAAUAGGGCACGGGUGGAGUGCCAGAGCCACCGGCUGACGGUGGAGGACCCGGUCACCGUGGAGUACAUUACCCGCUACAUCGCCAGCCUGAAGCAGCGCUACACACAGAGCAAUGGGCGCAGGCCGUUCGGCAUCUCAGCCCUCAUUGUGGGUUUCGACUUUGAUGGCACCCCCAGACUCUAUCAGACUGACCCAUCGGGCACAUACCAUGCCUGGAAGGCCAAUGCCAUAGGCCGGGGUGCCAAGUCAGUGCGUGAGUUUCUGGAGAAGAAUUACACUGACGAAGCCAUCGAGACAGACGAUCUGACCAUCAAGCUGGUGAUCAAGGCCCUCCUGGAAGUGGUUCAGUCGGGCGGCAAAAACAUUGAGCUGGCUGUCAUGAGGCGAGACCAGCCCCUCAAGAUUUUAAAUCCUGAAGAAAUUGAGAAAUAUGUGGCUGAGAUUGAAAAAGAAAAAGAAGAAAAUGAAAAGAAGAAACAAAAGAAAGCAUCAUGA